AUGCGCCGGGGUUCGUCUCGAGUGUCCUUUGUGCGGGCGCAGAUGAUCCCCCAGCACUUGAAGGCACAGGAAGCAGCCUCGCGGUUGACCUACGCAAGGACAGGGGUGCGACACACCAUCAUGACACAGCCUGUGACUUGGCGGGGGAAGCUGCGGAGAGUCGUGUAUUCGAACCACUUUAACAACGUCAUCAUGGCCCUCAUCGUGGGCAAUGCGGCCCUAUUGGGCAUUGAGAUCGAUGUUUCUGCACGCGUGGGCCAGGACGAUAUCCCCGUGUGGUUCGGCGCUUUGAAUACGGUGGCGGUGUGCGUUUUCGUGUGCGAGAGCAUCCUGAAGUUGGUGGCUGUUGGUUGCCAUGAGUUUUGGAGAGGUGAGGACUGCGUAUGGAAUAUCUUUGACUUUGUGAUCGUCUCCAUCUCUGUGGCAGAGACUUUGGUGGACUACAUGGCGGCCACGAUUUCGGCCGCGGAUGGCUCCAACUCCUUCCGCGUCAUGCGGGCGCUGCGCCUGGCGCGGACGCUGCGGGGGGUGCGAAUCAUCCGCGUUUUCAGAUAUUUCAGCGCUUUGCGAGGCUUAAUCCUCUCUAUCUUUAGCACUUUGGGAUCUUUGCUGUGGACGUUGCUGUUGCUGCUCAUCGUGUUCUAUGUCUUCUCCUGUAUUUUUACACAGCUUGUGACGGACUAUUGCCGUUUUGAGACCAUCGAAAAGGAAAGCGACCCCAACGCGGUUCCAGUGUGCCCACCCUUACUACAAGAAUAUUGGUCCAGCAUCCUCAACAGUAUGAUGACACUCUUUUUCUCAAUCACUGGCGGCGUCAAUUGGUACGAUGUGUAUGUACCCUUGAGGGACGUCUCGCAACUUGCGAUUGGCCUGAUGAAUCUUUACAUUGUGAUUGGUUUCUUCACGAUAUUGAAUGUCGUUACUGGCGUGUUCGUCAAUACCGCCAUCGAGAGUGCCAGUGCAGACAAGGAUAUCGCGACCUUGAAGCAGAUGCACAAGAGGGUCGCACAAAUGGAGUCCUUGCGUCAAAUCUUCUACGAGAUUGACGAGAGCAAUGCCAACCAAGUCAGCAUCGAUGAGCUUGAGGAGGCUCUUUCAGAAAACAAACUUGGCACCUUCAUGGAAUCAUUGGGCAUCUCCACGGAUGAUGUGUGGAGCCUUUUUGUUUUGAUCGAUGCGGAUGACAACGGCAUUGUCGAUCUGGAGGAAUUUGUCAAUGGCUGCAUGCAAUUACAUGGCCCUGCCAAGAGUUUGCAGGAACCGGGUAGAGAGCACAUUGCAAAUGCUCAGAUGCUAGGACAAGCGAUCAAACUCUUGAGCGAAAAUAUCAAGGAGGUCAAGGCCAUGAUCGGCCUCGCGCUGAAGUACCGCCUGGUACUCGAGACCGCCUGUGGCGGUGCGAAAAAGGGCGGCGCAGCAGUGGCCUAG
This is a messenger RNA of Durusdinium trenchii, 1428 nucleotides long. The record is from the annotation of a GenBank genome assembly. Lineage: Eukaryota; Dinophyceae; Suessiales; Symbiodiniaceae.